Messenger RNA from Fusarium vanettenii 77-13-4, 1221 nucleotides. RefSeq lists its product as uncharacterized. Gene Ontology annotation, molecular function: glycosyltransferase activity. The record is from RefSeq and is a predicted model, not a curated record. The coding region runs from base 1 to 1221 and encodes 406 amino acids. Gene Ontology annotation, biological process: protein N-linked glycosylation. The transcript has 4 exons. Gene Ontology annotation, cellular component: Golgi membrane. Lineage: Eukaryota; Fungi; Ascomycota; Sordariomycetes; Hypocreales; Nectriaceae.
AUGAUGGGCGCUGUUCGCUCCAACCGGGUAGCGCUGCUUGUCGCGGCCGUUUUCUUCACAUUCUUCAUGGGCUUGGCCCAUUUCCAUCUUAAUGCAACUCAAUCCCGCCCGGCUACUGCCAUCUCCGACUCCGACGAGUAUAUCCCCGACGUCGAUCACGCCGUUGCCAGCCCCGAUAACGCACCCAAGGAGCCCGAGAUCGAGGUCGUCGAGGAGGUCGUUGAAGUCGAAGUCGAGGAAACUCCUACUCCCACUCCUACACCCACCGCCGCCGAGUCCCAUGUCCUGCGCCCUCAGGACUUUGUGAUCCCUUCGGUCAAGCCCACAACCCCCCAAUUUGCCGAUUAUGGCGCUUGGGGAUGGAAGCUCCCUCACCCCGACCCCAUUUGGAAGGAAUCUCUGGGCGAGCGUCUUUGCAUCGUCGACCUCGAAAGCCGUCCUUUCGACAAGCCUGGACAGAUCUGGGAUCCCCAGGGAAUGAGCUGGAGCCGUGCCAAGGAUGUCCAUGGUCCUUCUGGCGGUACCCUUAACCACUGGGUCUAUUCCCAGAUUCACGGUUACAAGUACUACUAUGUCAAGAUCAACACCUACAAGGAUCGACGUGAUUCUUGGAAGAAGCCAUCUGUUCUGUCCAAGAUCCUCAAGAACCACGACGUCUGCAUCUUUAUUGAUUCCGACGCCCUCUUCAACCAUCUCGACCUCCCUCUCGAAUGGCUCAUGAACUACUGGAGCAUCUCGCCUCACAACAACUCCCUCGCCCUCGCCGUCGACCCCGAUGUCCAGCACAACCAUGACCGAUUCGGCAAGCUGUUCCUCAACACCGGCUUCAUGAUCAUGCAAAACAACAACAAGACAUACGACAUCUUCAGAGACUGGGACGACUGCCCUAACGAGGGUAGCAAGUACCCUGGGUGCACCGAGUUCCGACACCGUAAGGGCUGGCAGCCCACCGACCAGGGCGGCUUCGGCACCUUUGUGCGCUACGACUACCCCAAUGACAUCAAGGAGCUGCCCUGCACAGAGGCCAACGGUUUCCCCGAGGCCAACCAGGGCUGCAUGGGCAAGUUCAUCAAGCACGUUUGGCUAGGCAAGGAGGAUAGGCUCAAGAUUGUCGUCGGCAACGUGUUCCCCGGCACUCUUCUCGAGACCUUCCACAAGCAGUUCCUCGCAGCGAAGAACACCUUUUUCACAACAGAGGACGCUCUCAUGUCUAAUGAGUAA